Mercurialis annua (annual mercury) is the source of this 2448-nucleotide messenger RNA. RefSeq names its product probable DNA-directed RNA polymerase. NCBI's taxonomy places the organism in Eukaryota, Viridiplantae, Streptophyta, Magnoliopsida, Malpighiales, Euphorbiaceae. Gene Ontology annotation, biological process: mitochondrial transcription. Gene Ontology annotation, molecular function: DNA-directed RNA polymerase activity; DNA binding. Gene Ontology annotation, cellular component: mitochondrial DNA-directed RNA polymerase complex. The transcript is spliced from 8 exons. The record is from RefSeq and is a predicted model, not a curated record. The coding region runs from base 1 to 2448 and encodes 815 amino acids.
AUGAAUACAGGUCUAAUUCGAAGUUUUCGUAGAAGUUUACAUCAGGGGUCUUUCCUUCAUAAUAGACGGAAGACUAGCGUCAUUCUGAACAGUAGUCUGAACAGUAGUCAGAGAAGACAGAAGAAGUAUAUUGAUAUUCCUAACAAUAUGAAAAUUGGGAAUACGUUUUUCCUUCGGUUCAGGUGGAAUAGAUCUUUUUCUUCUCAAAAGAAAGAUGAUGUUGUCAAAGAGACAGGAGAAAGAUACCCUGAUUCAGAUUCAGAUUCAUCUUCAGAUUCAGAUACUUAUACUCAUUCUUAUGAAGAUAAAGAUAAAGAACAAAAUCUAUAUAAAUUAGCUUACAAAUUUAAAAAAGAAAAUCCAGUUGGAAGCUAUAACUACAAAUUAAAAUUGGAAAAAUUGCAAUUAGAAAUAGAAAAUUUAACCACAUAUUUUGAUGAGAAAGAAAUCUUAAAAAAUUCAUCAAUGUCUUUAUUGCAUGUCAUAAUCAAUCCGUCUUUAGAAAGUGCAAAGAAUUAUAUCCUAGGUAAAAGGGGGAAGAAACUGAGUUCUAAAGAUAUAAAUCUCCUAAAGGAAUUAGGAACAUACACAUUAGAAGCAAUAAUUAUACAUGUACUAGCACGAUUGUUUAAAAACGUAAACAAUGAAUAUUCGUCUGUUAGAAUGGCAACCCUGAUCGAUCAGCUGAAUUCAGAAAAUGAAUCUUCCAAUGGUUUGCCCUCCUUUACCAUGGAGGAAAAAACAUGGGAAGAAAUCCAAAAAGAGAAAGAAGCAAGGAAUAAGAAAUUGUUAAGAAUAAAAGUGAAGGAUGCUACUAAGGAAGAAGCUGGGGAAGAAGAAGAUCAGGAUGAAGCUGAGGAAGCUAAGGAUGCAGCUAUUAAUGCAGCUAAGGAAGUAAUAAUUAAAAAACCAAAAAAUCUGUCUCGUUUGUUAAAAAAUCUUGUUGGAGGUUACUUAAACACGCUAUCUAAUGAAUUUAUAAAUCAGUUUUAUUUCUUAACUUCAAAGAACCAUGAUUCCUUCCAUGUCAUUUUAAAAAAUCACCGUAAAAUGUGUAAAGUCUUAAAUCUCCUUCAGAAUUCAGCCUGUGAGAUAAACACAAAGGUCUUGAAUUUCAUUCAAAAGAAUCAUGAUAAAUUAGAAAAGGAGGGUUUUCUUAUGAAUCGAAUCCUUACUGAUGUGAAUAUAAAAGAAGUCUCCGACAUACUUAGGAAUCUAUAUUACCAAAAUAAAGAUCUUAUGAUGAAUGUUAUUUUAUGUGAAAAGUUAGUGAAUACCUUACAUAAAAAUAUUCAGCAAGCUAGGAGUGAAACAUUCAUAAUCAAUCUGGCAUCUGCCUACGACGGUUUGCAAUUUUAUCUUCCAGCCUUCAUUGACUUCCGGGGUAGAAUCUACCGGGCUGGGGUUUUACAUUUUCACGAACGUGCACUAGCUAGAUGUUUGAUACAAUUUUCAGCUAAAAGUAAAAUGGAUGAAAGUGCUUACGAUUCUCAAGCAGAGAAUAUUUUAACAACUUCUGCAGCGUUUAUGUUUAAAAAAUUUAAAACAUUAGAAUGUGCAAAUAAAUGGUGGUCAAAUGCAGUAGAGCAAAUAGGUGAUUCUGACACUCGAUUAAUAGAGUAUAUAAAAAAGGAGAAAGCUAAAUCCCCAUUAUUGUUCAUAUCCAAGUAUCUUUCACUCUCUUAUAAGAAGGACAUAAUUCUUUCAUUACAUAAGAUCCCGUUGAGUCAAGACGCCUCAGCGAGUGCUUAUCAGAUAAUGAGUUAUUUUAUGCUUGAUAAAGAUCUUGCAAUGAAAACGAAUCUGAUUCCCUCAGUUCCUUUAGAUACUGAUAUUCAAGAUUUGUAUAUGUUUUUAAAAGAUGAACUUCUGCAAUACUUAAAAGAAUGGGCGAAUUCAUCUAUAAAGGAAGAUAAACUUAUUCUACAUAAGUAUGUAAGAAUAGCAGAAUUAAUGGAUAGAGACCUCAUUAAAAAACUCUUUAUGCCUAGGAUCUAUGGUAAGACACAAAGAGCUAUGUCAUUAGACAUUUAUAAUGUUUAUAAUGAUAUACUGAGUAAAUUAGACCAAAAUAAGCUUGUUAAAAAAUUUGAUCGUUGUUUGCCUUGGAUAUCAUUAUUCGAUUCAUCUCCAAUGUCGAUCCGAUUAAUACUGUGGCUGGGUUAUUAUCCUGACUUUAUGCCUUUAAUUGUUGAGGUUGACUUAUUUUGUGAGUAUUUCUGCCGUUGGCCGAGAGUCUUGAGUUUAAAAAUGAUAUUUUGUCAGGAAAGUUUCUUUGGCCUAACUGGUAUUAUGACCCAUAUAGUUCAAUGUUAUUGUCCUUGUUGGCCUCAUUGUGUGGAGUAUCACUAUCAAAAUCUUUCGGCUUUUGGCAUUCUGGAAAAGAAUGUGGAAACUGUGUUAGAGAUUGAUCAGUGUAGUAAUACACUAGCAUCUUUCAUUAGGUAG